AUGAUCAUUCCAACAGAGCUGUGGAUUGAAAUUUUCAAAUUCAUUCCAUUCCGACAUGCCAACAGCGGAAAGAAAGUAUCAGUUUUAUCCAUCGGUUGUGUCUGUAAAGAAUGGUCGUUUUGGUUUCUUUCCGAUCAUCCUCUUGCGAAUAUGUUGUGGUAUUUGCGAGUUCGGCACUAUCUAUUUUGUGGUCAUUCCAUAAACAAGGUUCUCGGAAACGAUCUUGUUCUUCCUAGGCUUGUUCGAAAAAAUUUACAAUUUUGUGUGGAUUUUCAAUUUUUGAAUCAAGUAUUGAGAAAUGAUUGUUAUGAAAGUAUUCAAUUUUACAAUCAAGAAAAUGAUGGUGUUUUUAAUGGAAUCAAUCGGUUAUUUCAUUUCAUCUCACACUAUCAUCCUCAAGUGAAAUGGAAACAAGUAUUGAAAAAAUUAAUUCAAAAUUCCUAUGUAACGCAAUACUUGUCAAGUCUUACGAAUCGAAUCGUCGAGUCGAUGAAUCCAUCUGGAUACUAUGCAAGAGGAUCAGCUGAAAGAUUUGUUCAUUUACGUAAUGAUCAUGAUUCGAACAUGUUUCACAUUGCACAAUUUUUGGAGAAACUACACGCCUCUCAGAAUCGAGUGAACGCUCUGAAUUCUCUCAUUCAAUACUUGAAUUCCAUCUUUUGUCAAAGAGAGGACAACUUUUGGAAAGAUUUUCAAUUGCCGAAUAGUUGCGACAUGCAAAACCGAGUCACACGAUCAAUGGGUGUAAUGUCCAAAGAAACAUAUCAUGAAUUUUUAAAACAAGUCUUUCGACCACCUCGAACAUGGCUUUGUUCUUUUGAAAGACCAAGAAUGAUGAAAAUUUUUUUAACGGUUUAG
Naegleria lovaniensis is the source of this 858-nucleotide messenger RNA. RefSeq lists its product as uncharacterized. Bases 1 to 858 code for a protein of 285 amino acids. The transcript has a single exon. The record is from RefSeq and is a predicted model, not a curated record. NCBI's taxonomy places the organism in Eukaryota, Heterolobosea, Eutetramitea, Acrasida, Naegleriidae.